Messenger RNA from Saccoglossus kowalevskii, 750 nucleotides. RefSeq lists its product as uncharacterized. Lineage: Eukaryota; Metazoa; Hemichordata; Enteropneusta; Harrimaniidae. Gene Ontology annotation, molecular function: ectoine synthase activity. Gene Ontology annotation, biological process: ectoine biosynthetic process. The record is from RefSeq and is a predicted model, not a curated record.
AUGAUUGUCCGACACUCUGAAGAUGUUACCAUAACAACCCUUCCCAACUCCGAUUUGAAAGGAAAACUUCUAGUAGCUAGGGAUGACAUCAUGGGUCACAUAGCGUAUGACGUAUCCGUAGAAACUGGUGAUGUUUUAAAACUGCGAUCAUCCGACAGCGGAGGUUUAGACCACAUGUACUACUGCAUAUCCGGUUCCGGUAUUGUUAAGGCGUCAAAUGGUAAAACAUACAUAUUGCAGCCCGAUACAUUUAUUGCUUUCUCUUCCGGCAUUGAAGCCGAGCUUUCUGUGGAGUCACGACUCCGACUCUACGUUAUUUACAGCGAAGACAUCAACCCGUCGAGCGAACGCGCAGUUGCAAACUCACUUAAAGAAAUAAUUGGUACAGAGAAAGACGUCGACUGGAAAAGAGGUCAUAGUAGGCGUUUCUUGGUGAAAGCGGAUGGAUUUGCCGUUAGUUUCAACAACACCCUGUGUUCUGCUGGAAAUUCUACCAAACUAGGUUAUAUGAACCACGAAGAGUCAGCUUACUACAUUAAAGGCAGUACUACGUAUUCUUGGGAUGAGGGGGCUUCUAUUGUGAAAACUCGAAUCGGGCCAGACUCAGGUACCAUCUACAACAUGGACAAACACGACAAGCACGUACUGACCGCGCACGAAGAUAGCAUCGUGUUGUGUGUGUUCUACCCUGCUUUGCGAGGCGACGAAAAUCACAACCACGACGGCGAGUAUUCUGGCUUCGAUGCAUAA